CUUGGCCGGACUUGUCUGCCUGCUUGGCAACUGACGUACCCCGUAUCUUGGGUCGUGUGUUCAGAGGGGAUCCAUGGAUGCGCUGUUGGAACUUGAGUUGCUCUAUCUGCAGAGCAUCCGCAGCAGGUUCGGAUGCUGGAACCUCAUUCGAUGCUUCCACCAGAAUAAUAUGCCAUCGUGGAGAUUGUGUAACGGUCGCCCAGGGCUCCACUGCCAAGCCCUCUCUCAUCCUUGACCAAUGGAUCGGAGAAGCGGAACAUGCUCGAACCAGAACAGGAGGAAGGGGGGAAACUUGGAUGAGUGGUAACGAGAUGAACAGAUCGGUUGUCGUUCACCACCCUCUCUCCCCCAUAAUGUGAAGGGUGCAAAUCUCCUAAUUAGUCCGUCUGUCAAAUCAGGAUGGAGGAUCGGG
Molecule: messenger RNA, 412 nt
Organism: Aspergillus welwitschiae
Lineage: Eukaryota; Fungi; Ascomycota; Eurotiomycetes; Eurotiales; Aspergillaceae
Exons: 1
Source: RefSeq, a predicted model, not a curated record